Molecule: messenger RNA, 1662 nt
Organism: Plasmodium falciparum 3D7
Lineage: Eukaryota; Apicomplexa; Aconoidasida; Haemosporida; Plasmodiidae
Source: RefSeq, a predicted model, not a curated record
AUGAAUAUGAGGAAAAGAAGUAUAAAUUACAAGUGUAUUUAUAUUGUUCUGUUUUAUUUUACUAUAAAAUUAAUAAUAAUAUUAGGUAAUAAUAAAAACAGCAAUUUAAAAAAUAUCCAUACUAAUAAUUACCAAUGGAAAAAGAAAAGUGUUCAAAAAAGGUCGUAUAAAAGUAAAAAGUAUAAAUUGAUGCAUUUCAUAUAUUAUAAUAAUUUGUACAAAAAAGUAGACGUCAAUGAUCGCGAAUAUAAAAUAAAUGAUGAUUUAAAAAAUAUAAUUUUAUUAUUUGGUCGUAUAGCAGAACCUUAUUAUCCUAAGGCAGUCGAACAAUUUAAUCAUUUUAAAGAACCAUAUAGUAAAUAUAUUUAUACUAAUAACAGAAGUAAUUACAAUAAUAAUAAUAAUAAUAAUUAUUAUAAUAUUAAUAUUAAUAGUAGUAGUAAUAUUAAUAGUAGUAGCAAUGAUCCAUCUGCUAAAUGGAAAUUUAUUUUUCGAGAUAUUAAAAAAAUGGAUAAAAAUAUGUUCCAUGAAAGAAUAUGUCAACUUAAAUUUAAAUGGCCGAUAAAUAAAGAUGAAAAUAUUACAGAAUAUGAUUUUUAUAAUUACAUUAUUGAAAGAUGUUUAUAUAAUAUUAAUAUUAUGAGAAGUAACAUACAAAAGUUAAAAUAUUUAUUAACCAAAAUUGUGGGGAACAAUAAAAAUAAGGAAAAUGUUUUCUUGAGUAGUUUAUCUAAAGAAGUAGAAAAAGAAUAUAUGACUCAUCAUGUGGACACAAAAAAAAAUAACAACCAUAAUGAACAUCAUAUUAAUGAUAAUAAUAAUAAUAAUAAUAUUGUUAUUAUUCCAAAGGAUAAAAUAAACAAUGAACCUAAUGAUAACAAAAAUGAUAAUAAUGAUAAUAAUGAUAGUAAUAAUAAUGAUAAUAAUAAUAAUCAACAUGACUCAAAUUUUAUAACAUCCACUUCACAAUUAAAUAGUAAUAAUAAAAUAAAAAUUUUAGAAAAAUUAGAAAAUUUUAAUCUCAAUAGUAUCUUUAAACAACAUAAUAGAUCUUAUAGCAGACUGCUUGUUAAUGAAGUGUUUAAUAAAGAAUAUCCUUCUAAAAAAAUUACAGACAUUUUUCUAAAUCUAAUAUUUCAAAAAAAUGUUGAUGAAUUUACUUAUGAAUCCUUCAUUAAACAUUUAAAUAUUCUUGGUAGGAAAAUAGAAUUAAUAAAUUGUGAUUUUAAUUCAAAUAUAUAUUUUGAUCAGUUUCAUUUUCUUAUGAAAUCUGAACUAAAGAAAAAUUCUCUCAGUGUUAAAAAAAAAACAAAAAAAAAAUAUUCAUCCAAGGCAUUCAAAAAUAAAAAAGAAAAUAACACCAAAAAUGUUUAUGAAAAUAAAACUCAUAAAAAAAAAAAAAAUUCAAUACUCAUAAAUCAACCUAUUAUUACGAAUAAUUUUCAAUCAAUAAAAGAACAACAGUAUAAAAAAUUAGAACAAAAUGACCAUCAAUCAAAUAUUAAAAUUCAUAAAAACAUACAUGAUCAAAACAACAUAAAUUCAAACAAUAUUUUACAAACAAAUAUAAAUAGUAAUGAUCAAAAUUUAAGUAUCAAUAUUAAAAAAAAAGUUAUUUCUUUUUUUAAUUAUAUAGUAAAUACUAUAAAAAAACAAUUCUAA